Molecule: messenger RNA, 2603 nt
Organism: Sycon ciliatum
Lineage: Eukaryota; Metazoa; Porifera; Calcarea; Leucosolenida; Sycettidae
Product: ran GTPase-activating protein 1-like
Exons: 17
Coding region: 136-1845 (569 amino acids)
Biological process (GO): nucleocytoplasmic transport; signal transduction; activation of GTPase activity
Cellular component (GO): perinuclear region of cytoplasm; nucleus; cytosol
Molecular function (GO): GTPase activator activity; small GTPase binding
Source: RefSeq, a predicted model, not a curated record
AGGAAAAAGGGAAUGAGAACAUUUCCGUAUUGUUCGGAGGUUGUUGGAAAAGACUCUAGUUGCUCACCAUUGUUUUCCUUCAGCUGCUUUUAUUUGUCCUAAAUAAUUCAAACCCGUAGUAAAACAUAGUAAAACAUGAGUAGUCCAAGUCUUAUCGAGAAGGCUGUCGAGUCAGUGUCACUGGAAGACAAUAUUUGCCUGUCGUUCAAAGAUUUGACAUUGAAAUUGGAAUCAGCUGAGGAUGCUGCACCUGUGGUGAGGAAGAUUGUGGAUGCUCCACAACUGGAAGAGCUAUGUCUGAGUGGAAACACUAUUGGUGUGGAAGCUGCAAAGGCUAUUGCCAAGGCAUUGUCGGAGAAGCCCACCUUCAAGAGGGCCAUGUGGGGAGAUAUAUUCACAGGACGCCUUCGGUCAGAGAUCCCUCUUGCUCUGCGUGCUCUCGGUGAAGCUGUCAUCAGCUCCGGUGCUCAGCUGGAAGCUAUUGAUCUCAGUGACAACGCGUUUGGUCCGGACGGGGUCGAGGCAGUGCGGGAACUGCUGGUGAGCCGUGCCGGAUUCUCGCUGCAAAGCCUUCGUUUCCACAACAAUGGUCUUGGUCCAGGUGGUGGCAAGAUCCUCUCUGAAGCACUCCUGCAGUGUCACAAGAAUGCCACGGCUGCUGGUGUACAAUUUGCACCCAAAUCUGUUGUGGUGAACCGAAAUCGACUGCGUGACGAGGGUGCCACACAUUUGGCUGAAGCCUACAAGGCGCUUGGCUCCCUGCAGCAGCUCUCUAUGUUCGAGAACUCCAUCCUGGCACCGGGUAUUAUUGCGCUGGCCAACUCCUUUCCGUCUAACCCUAACCUGGAGGAUAUCAACUUGUGUGACAAUACAUUCACGUCUGAAGGUGGUGUCGCCAUGGCAAAGGUUUUGCCCAGCCUGAAGAAUCUGCGUGCAGUGAACUUUGACGACUGUCUUGUGCGGUCAGAUGGACUGAGUGCGAUCGCCGAUGCGUUCUACGAGGCAUGUCCUAAGCUGGAGACAGUGCAUUUGGCACACAAUGAAGCCGAUGGAACAUCGGGUAUGGCUGUUGCACGUGCUCUUGUGGCGAAACCUUCAAUCAAAGCUGUCGAUCUGAAUGGCAAUAUGUUUGGUGCGAGUAUUGUAACGGAGAUGGAACAGAUGUUCCCGUCCUCGGUGCUGCAUAGCCUGGACGAGGAUGAAGACGAGGACGGUGAUGACGACGACGGGCGAGACAACGAGUACGACGAAGGUGCGGACUCUGAGGGCGAUGCUCCAGAUACCAGAGACGCGAUAUCGGUCAGCAGUGUAGAUUCACGGUUGGAACGACUAGCAUUUCCCGCUGAGCCGCUCUCACUGGAUGACGCCAGGGCAGCACUGCUCGAUCCCUCCAGUGCACGUAUAGUGCAGCUCGGCAAACAGCUAGACACUCUGAAGCAGGCAGUGCAGGCAAUUCAAGACGACGUGAAGCAGGUUGCUAUUGCUUUCUCAGAGGCGUGCAAUGUAGUACGACAGGGUGAUGAGCAAGCACAAUCAGCUGAAGCAUUCUCUGACUGUUUAUUGUCGUCAUCACUUUCACAUCAACAUUCCAAGGUUACUGGUGAUAGUCUGGUGGGAGAGAUCCUGGUUCAAAUGGGCUUGCUGAAGAGUGAAGAUAAGAUAGUGCCUCGGCUAAGCGAUGUUGGCGGUGGUCUUGUGCUUCUUCGCCAUGUCGCCAUGCAAGCCUACUUCCCGAAAGACGCUGCGGCUACGCUGGCAGCGUUCCUGACAAAACCCAAUAAGCGCCUAACGACAGACAACCACGAAGAUCGCAGCCGCCUGCUUCAGGUCCUCUACACGGUGUGAGCGUGGACAAGAGAGGAACACAACGACUAGAGCUCUCACUCUCUUCCUCUCUCUGUGUGAUGGCAGUGCUACUGCCGCCAGGGUAGCCAAGACUGCCACCGGCGCUGGUGCUUUGGGCACCACCCUUACAGUCCCUGCUGCCUACUAACAGUAUUAUGAUCAUAAUUAUUGUGAGGAGCACACACAACUUGAACAGCACGUGCUGUCGGCUACUUGACGGCUGUACUCCUCAGGGCCAAGACAUACGGCAUGCCUGGCAUCGUCAUCAUCACAACUAGUGGCACGUUGACGUCCUCCCCCGAAUGAACCCAUUAGACAGAAGACCCCCAAAUAUUUCCAUGAUAGGAUUUUGUGCAAUUUUAGUUUCCGGCUGCGAUGAUUCUGUAGACUGAUAAAUUUACGCCGUCUCGUUUUUAUUACCACAGUACAGCUCUUACCGGUCACUCUCUUCACUUGAGAAUAUUUGGUUAUUUUUACUUCUAGCUUUGUUUCAUUUGAAAGAGAGAGAGAACCCGGGCUGUUUCUGCCUUGGAGAUGCUUGAUUUUUUGUUCCCUUGUGAUCCGUUUCUAGAGCCUUUGUUGUCAAAUCAUGCUGGCGUUGCUUUGGCUGUUGAUAUGUUGCUGCUGCUGCUGGUCGCGGCGCUAUGGCGUUUGCACUUUUCUCUGCGCUGAUCAUCUCUUGCUCUUUCCCUAUCUUCAUCCUAUCCCUCAAAUCGUAUGAAUGUACAAGUAAUUCGUGGUGAUUAGGCCGAAAAGUG